AUGAGAGCAAAAGACGAGAGCCAGGAGGAAGUACCGAAAAAGAAAAAUCUGAUUUUUCUAAAUCUUUCUGAUCUGAAAAGGAAAAUGAAAAGUCGGGCGAAACUGAAGAAAAGACACUCAGCUGAAAAGACACACAACCGAAAAGACAUCCAACAGAAAAAACACACACCAGAAAAGACAUCCAUAAGAAAAACCACCGAACAGAAAAAACUUUCAACAAAAAAGACAACCAUCAGAAAAGACACCUACCAGAGGACAUCCAUCAGAAAAGAAAACCAUCGGAAAAGACAACCAUCGGAAAAAAACAUCAAUCCGGAAAAACCUCCGCCAGAAGAGACAUCCUACAACAAAGACACCCGGCAGAAAAGACGUCCAACAAAAAGAUACUCACCAGAAAAGACAACCGCCAGAAAAGACACCCAACAAAAAGACACUCACCAGAAAAGACAACCGCCAGAAAAGACACACACAAAAAACAAAAACCAACAAAAAAGGACACCUUACAAAUAUGACGCUCACCAGAAAAGAUUCCUGCCAGAAAAGACACGAAACAGAGAAGAUACCCACCAGAAAAGACCCCUACUAGAAAACACAUCCACAGUUCUGAAUCACCUCUUAGGCUUAGAGCUUAAUGCAUUAUAUAUCGUAGACUUUUAA
This is a messenger RNA of Pecten maximus, 657 nucleotides long. RefSeq lists its product as uncharacterized. The transcript has 2 exons. Lineage: Eukaryota; Metazoa; Mollusca; Bivalvia; Pectinida; Pectinidae. The coding region runs from base 1 to 657 and encodes 218 amino acids. The record is from RefSeq and is a predicted model, not a curated record.